AAACCAGUAAAAAAAUAAAAAACUGCCCAACCAAAUCCCACCACCGUGAUGCCGCCGGCGCCACCGCUUCCAGCCUAAUCCCUCCCCAAUUCCUUCCCAAAACAGCAAUGUCGGGCUCCAGCAAGCAGGCGCUGAAGCAACGCGUGCUGACGUGUCUCCACAAGCUCUCCGACAGGGACACCCACGCCGCCGCGGCGGUGGAGCUGGAGUCCAUCGCCCGGAGCCUCCCCUGCGCCGCCCUCCCCUCCUUCAUCUCCUCCGUCACCUCCACCGACUCCUCCGACCGCUCCCCCGUCCGGCGCCACUGCCUCCGCCUCCUCUCCGCCCUCGCCGCCGCCCACCGCGACGCCCUCUCGCCGCACCUCUCCAAAAUCCUCUCCUCCCUCCGCCGCCGCCUCCGCGACCCGGACUCCGCCGUCCGCGCCGCCUGCGUCGCCGCCGCCCUCUCCCUCGCCUCCCACCUCACCUCCCCUCCCUUCGCCUCCCUCGCGAAGCCCUUCCUCGAGUCCCUCUUCUCCGAGCAGGACGCCGGCGCCCAAAACGGCGCCGCAUUGUGCCUCGCCGCGGUGAUCGAGGGUUUCCCGCACCCCGACGCCGGGAGCCUCCGCAGGCUGCUGCCGAAGCUCGAGAAGCUCGCGAAAUGCGAUGGAUUCAAGGCGAAAGGUGCGAUCUUGGCGCUCUUUGGGAGCAUUGUGGAGGUUGAGGGAGUGCUUAGCGGCGGCGGAGUCAGGAAUUUGAUCAAGUGUUUGGUGGAGUUCUUGAGCAGCGAGGAUUGGGCGGCAAGGAAGGCUGCUGCGGAGGCGCUGGUGAAGGUGGCGGCGGUGGAGAGUCAAAGAGAUGCGCUUUCGGAAUGUAAAGCUUCUUGCUUGAAGACUUUUGAAGCUAGGCGAUUUGAUAAGGUGAAGGCUGCGAGGGAGAGUAUGAAUUUGAUGGUGGAAGCUUGGAAGGAGAUUCCUGAUCCAACGGCUGAGGUUUCAUCUAAAGAAACUGGGGCUGGCUCGAAAACCGAACCAUCUUCGCAAGUGAAUAAAAUCAGCCAGCAUGGCUCUAGGGGGAGAGCUUCUGUAGGGAGCAAUGGGAACAGAACUAGUCCUCCAAUGUUCCGAAAAUUGGAUAGCAAGAAGCCCUCCAACGCGAAAGUAGACGUUUCUCCUGCUGCUGAUGAAGCUCGUAUUAGCUCUUCUGCCACGCCGGUUUCUGGGUAUAAGCGUGGGGAUGGGGUGGGUGGAGAGGAGAGGAGGCGGUUUGAGAAUCCGGAAAUCAGAAGGGCGCUGUUUAGUGAGAGCUACGAGAAGCGGGAUCAUAGUGUUGUAGUUAGUAAUGAAACCGGAGAUAUGUGUAGGAAUCAGGGAGACUGUGAAGACCUGGCUCUGAUCAGGAAGCAGCUUGUUCAGAUUGAAAAUCAGCAGUCGAAUUUGUUGGAAAUUCUUCAGAGAUUUAUUGGGAGCUCACAGAGAGGCAUUCAGUCAUUGGAGGCGCGUGUGCAAGGUUUAGAGCUCACGCUGGAUGAGAUCUCGUAUGACUUGGCCACCUCCACUGGGAAGAUGUCUAUAAAUGGAGCUUCGUGCUGCUCGCUGCCAGGUGCAGAUUUCCUCAGCUUGAAGCUGCGCAGAAAGACACAAGCGCUGUCUGCCUCUUGCGGAACCUCUCCAUCGACUGCAGCAGCUGGCAGCAUUCCUCGUAAGAACGAAGACGGUGGCAGAGGGUUUCUGUUGCAGAACCGGAGGCGUCCCCUCCAUGGGGGGCGUGGGGUUAUAGUGAUGAACCCACUAGCUGAAAUCCCUCCUCAGGUUCAUGCUUGAUUGAGGAUGUUCAGACAUCAUUCUUCCUUACCAAGAAUGUUUUGAGCUAUGUUUGUCAACUCAAUGAGAGAAGAGAUGAAGAAAAGGCCGAUGCACCGCCUUUUGGCCGGAGUUGCUCCAACUGCGGUGGCUCAAAAUGUUGUAGAGUGGAUGCAUUUUGUAAUCCAUUUUCAUAUGUAGUGAUAAUCUGUCUUGAUUUAGGAUGAUGACUAUAUCAUCAUUUGUAUGUACAUAGUGCUGUGAAAUUAGAUUCAACUUUGCUAAUGUGAAACCUCAUGACUAACAUAUCUUUUCAUUCAGAAAAUAUGAAUAUUGAAUA
Molecule: messenger RNA, 2121 nt
Organism: Salvia hispanica
Lineage: Eukaryota; Viridiplantae; Streptophyta; Magnoliopsida; Lamiales; Lamiaceae
Product: TORTIFOLIA1-like protein 3
Cellular component (GO): microtubule
Molecular function (GO): microtubule binding
Source: RefSeq, a predicted model, not a curated record